AUGAGCUCUAACCCUAGAGUUGCUUCCUCCAGUAAAAGGCUAGAUGGUAAGGUGGCAAUUAUCACCGGAGGUGCCAGCGGUAUAGGAGCAGCUGCGGCUCGGCUCUUUCAUAGCAAUGGUGCUAAAGUUGUAGUAGCCGAUAUCCAAGACAAUCUAGGCCAAGCAAUUGCCAAUGAGCUUGGCAAAAAUGCAUGCUACAUUCACUGUGAUGUAUCACAAGAGGACCAAAUUAUUGAUCUUAUCGAUACCACCAUAGCCAAAUACGGCCAACUUGACAUCAUGUACAACAAUGCUGGAAUCACUGAAGGGUCCAAAAUUGCUAUUCUGGAAACGUCAAAGUCAGAGUUGGACCGGGUUAUUGGUGUAAAUUUGGUGGGCUCAUUUUUAGGAGCCAAGCAUGCUGCAAGAGUCAUGAUACCCCGGCGCAGGGGAUGCGUAUUGUUCACAGCCAGCGCCUCCGUCAACAUAGCUGGUCUUGGACCUCAUGCCUAUGCAGUCACUAAGCAUGCAAUUGCAGGUCUAGCUAAGAAUUUGUCAGCUGAGCUUGGUCAACAUGGUAUACGAGUCAACUGUGUCUCCCCUUAUGCCGUAAUGACUGGCAUAGCAGGAGGGAAUUAUUCUGAAGAGUAUAUUGGGCAAAUGCAGAUGUUUGUAAAUGCAGUGGCUAAUCUUAAAGGGAAGACUUUGACAGCAGAUGAUGUUGCUCAAGCUGCACUGUACUUGGCAAGCGAUGAAGCUGGUUAUGUAAGUGGACUGAAUCUUGUAGUUGACGGAGGUUUCAGCGUUGUUAAUCCUUCCAUGAUGACUGCUGCGGCUCAGGCCAAACUACAUCAGAAAUGA
Molecule: messenger RNA, 840 nt
Organism: Coffea eugenioides
Lineage: Eukaryota; Viridiplantae; Streptophyta; Magnoliopsida; Gentianales; Rubiaceae
Product: tropinone reductase-like 1
Exons: 2
Coding region: 1-840 (279 amino acids)
Source: RefSeq, a predicted model, not a curated record